AUGAUGUUUUUACUGCUGGCGGGUUUGAUUGUUCUUGCAUUUGUCCUUCUAUGGCUGAUUAAAAUCUUCAAUAUCAAUAGCAUCCAUACUUUGCGUGUGAUCUCAUCGGAUUUGUACAAUCGUAAACGAUCACAUUGGAUGUUGGAUCUCUUCCAGGUUGAUGAGGUAUCGAGUCAUCAUGGUGGCGAAUUAGUGGCUGCGGUAUUAAAGGCACAUAGGAUAAAAGAAAUAUUUACCUUGUGCGGGGGACAUAUAUCACCGAUCCUGGUUGCUGCGAAAAAUCUUGGCAUUCGAGUGUACGACACACGCCACGAAGCUAACGCUGUAUUUGCAGCAGAUGCUGUUGCACGUUUACGUCAAAGUGUUGGUGUGGCGGUUGUUACUGCAGGACCGGGUUUAACAAACACGGUUACUGCAAUGAAAAAUGCACAAAUGGCGGAAACUGCUGUAGUUCUUAUUGGAGGUGCAGCACCAAUUUUGACGAAAAACCGUGGCGCUUUGCAGGAUAUUGAUCAAAUUUCUUUAAUGCGACCACUGUGCAAAUACGUUGCUCGAAUAACACGUAUAAGGGAUAUUGUAUCGGUUCUCAGAAAAGCCAUUCAUAUCGCACGGAGCGGUACACCUGGUCCGGUCUUUGUGGAGAUACCUGUUGAUGUAUUGUAUCCGUAUAAGAAAAUACUCAGGGAAAUGAAUAUUGUUAGGGCCAAAACUUUCAAACAAGCAAUCAUCAACUCAUACCUCUUAGCACAUAUUUCUCGACAGUUCAGUGGUGGCUGGUCUCUGAAACAGGAUAUGCUACCUAUACCGGUCGAAAUACCACUACCACAGGAUGACGAUAUCAUAAAGCUGCUGAAUCUGUUGUUGAAAUCGAGGAAACCAGUACUGGUUAUUGGUAGUCAAGCUGUUUUAGGUCCCGUUUGUGUAUCUGACUUAGCGGAAGCUGUAAAGUCCAUCAACAUUCCGACAUUCUUAACCGGUAUGUCUCGUGGAUUACUGGGAACUCAUAAUUCUAUUCUUAUGCGCUACAACAGAAAAAUAGCCCUGAAAGAAGCCGACUUAAUUAUUCUUGCUGGUGCAGUAUGCGAUUUUCGUCUUUCAUACGGACGUGAUCUCUCAUCAAACGCUAAUGUGGUUUCAAUAAGUCGUGAUCGAGCGCAGAUGUUAAAGAAUGAAGGCAUAUUCUGGCGAGUUAAUUUAGCGAUCCAGGCAGACGUUGCAACAACCUUAGUCAGCCUUGCUGAAUGUUUAGAUAGAUCUUGUCGUAAGCCUUUAAUGCAAGAAUGGUUAGCUUGUUUGAUAACGAAUGAACGAGAAAAAGAGAUGGAAACUAUGGAGAAAGUGAGCGAGACAUUUACAAGAGAUGGAAUCAAUCCUCUUUAUGUAUUAUCCUUGCUCAAUAAAGUUUUGUCAGAGGAUGCAAUUUUGAUAGCUGAUGGUGGUGAUUUUGUUGGAAGUGCUUCUUACAUUGUGCGUCCGAGAAAACCGCUGCAAUGGCUUGAUCCUGGAGUUUUCGGUACAUUGGGUGUUGGAGCCGGUUUUGCACUUGGAGCAAAAGUCGUUCAUCCGGAUCGUCCAGUGGUGAUAUUAUACGGUGAUGGUUCCUGUGGUUUUUCGCUGAUGGAAUUUGAUACUUUUUCGCGUCAUAAACUUCCUAUUAUAGCGUUAAUUGGCAAUGAUGCUUGUUGGUCACAGAUCGCACGUGAACAAAUUGCUACAUUCAAAAGUUCGAUUGCGGUGAAUCUUCGGUACACACGAUACGAUUAUAUUGGUUCAGCAUUGGGUGCACGCGGUAUACUGAUAUCCAACAAAGAAGAUCUGACAAGAGAACGCUUUGAACGAAUCUUCGAAACUGCAAUGGCUGGCACUUCAGUGGUUGUAAACAUCAUUCUCGGCAAAACGAAUUUCAGGGAUGGUAGCACAUCCGUUUGA
Molecule: messenger RNA, 1929 nt
Organism: Acanthocheilonema viteae
Lineage: Eukaryota; Metazoa; Nematoda; Chromadorea; Rhabditida; Onchocercidae
Source: the annotation of a GenBank genome assembly